AUGGCGGGCCCUCACAGUUGGACGCAUCAUGGUGUAGAUGCCACAUACAUGUGCUCGACAGACUCAACCAUACUCGACCUCCAAGCCCUGAAUGCAGCCCUCGGCUCCGAUAUGCUCUGGUGGGCUACCGCCCUCUCCGAGGAUCGCCUUAAGACCAUGGUCGAUAACUGCUUGGUCUUCGCCGUGUACCACGUCCAAGUUGCCAGUCUAUUCUCGAUUCGUCCAAUUGACCCUGUUGCAGACUCUCAGAAGCGUACCAUGAUUGGUGCCGCCAGACUAAUCACCGACCGUGUCACAUUCGGCUAUUUGACAGACGUGUACAUGCUGAAGGAGCAUCAGCAGAGAGGGCUAGGGACGUUCCUGAUGAAGUGCCUGAACGAGGUCUUGGACAGCUGGCCAGAUCUCCGAGCCUUGUGGAUCCUCUCGAGCAGUCCAGAGAGCCGGAAGCUGUAUGAGAAGAUCUUUGGGACGGUCGACUUCUUCGAGGAGAACUCGGACCCGAACUUGAGACUGCUAGAGAAGAAGGGCCCUAGAUCUAACCACUGA
Cryphonectria parasitica EP155 is the source of this 546-nucleotide messenger RNA. RefSeq lists its product as uncharacterized. The transcript has 2 exons. The coding region runs from base 1 to 546 and encodes 181 amino acids. Gene Ontology annotation, molecular function: acyltransferase activity, transferring groups other than amino-acyl groups. The record is from RefSeq and is a predicted model, not a curated record. NCBI's taxonomy places the organism in Eukaryota, Fungi, Ascomycota, Sordariomycetes, Diaporthales, Cryphonectriaceae.